This is a messenger RNA of Penaeus monodon (black tiger shrimp), 856 nucleotides long. Its product is annotated as putative defense protein 3. The transcript has 5 exons. The record is from RefSeq and is a predicted model, not a curated record. Gene Ontology annotation, molecular function: oxidoreductase activity, acting on metal ions. Bases 153 to 614 code for a protein of 153 amino acids. NCBI's taxonomy places the organism in Eukaryota, Metazoa, Arthropoda, Malacostraca, Decapoda, Penaeidae.
CCCCGCCCACUUGCGUCGAUGUUACCUGCUUUUCUACGAAAGGAAAGUAGAUGCAUCGCUCGUCUAGCGGGCAAUAGACGUGUUCACUUGAGUCUGCCGCCUGCUUGAGGAGGUUCUUUCUGCUGCUCGAGGAUCUGCGCUCUUUUCUAAGAAUGUUGCUGAUCCUACCCGUACUGACGACGGUGGUGGGCGUGGCAUCGGGGUUCAGCAGCGGGAGCGUGGGGUGGGCGUGCGACUCGAUGGCCCCGGGGCAUCUGCUAACGUCCGCCGAGAAAUCGCCUUCGCCUUUUGAGGUCUACGCGGAGGAAUACGAGGCGGGAUACUACCUAGUGACGGCAUUUGGCAGGAGGGACCAGUUCAAAGGCCUCUUAAUGCAGGCCCACACUCCGAGGCGAGAGAAGGUCGGAAUUUUCAGGCAGGUCGACGACGGACAGACCCUGGACUGCGAUAACGAGGGGGACGCCGUAUCACACAACAACGCGAAUUUAAAGAGCCAAGUGAGAGCGCUAUGGCAUCCCAAUGGCUACUCGGGCCCGGUGAGGUUCAGAGCCACCAUGUUAAAGAGCUACGGAACCUACUGGACAGACAUACUAUCUAAUCCCUUGGUGGUUUAAGAUCCGGUUCGUGUAAUUGUGAUCAAGCCGAUAAAUAAUGACACACAAAGAGAAGCAGUUGAUAAGAACAGUUUAGAUGGGUAUUAAUACUUGUAUUUUUUAAGGAUAAAGCAGAUGCAGAUAAGGAUAUUUUAUAUGUGUAUUGAAUACGUAAUAUGAUCGUCUUUUUUCUGACAUGAUUAUCAGGCUGUGUAUAUGAUUUUUUUGACGUUUUGUUGAAUAAAGUGAUGUUUUUCCCUAAA